Messenger RNA from Tilletiaria anomala UBC 951, 5286 nucleotides. Its product is annotated as putative CHC1-clathrin heavy chain. The coding region runs from base 1 to 4986 and encodes 1661 amino acids. Gene Ontology annotation, cellular component: clathrin complex; clathrin coat of coated pit; clathrin coat of trans-Golgi network vesicle. Lineage: Eukaryota; Fungi; Basidiomycota; Exobasidiomycetes; Georgefischeriales; Tilletiariaceae. Gene Ontology annotation, biological process: receptor-mediated endocytosis; intracellular protein transport; Golgi to endosome transport. The transcript is spliced from 3 exons. Gene Ontology annotation, molecular function: structural molecule activity; clathrin light chain binding. The record is from RefSeq and is a predicted model, not a curated record.
AUGGCGGACAAGCCCAUCCUCUUCUCGGAGCACGUCCAGCUCACCAACUUGGGCAUCGCGGCCGAGUCCAUCUCCUUUGCCAAUGUCACGCUAGAGUCGGAGAACUUUGUCUGUGUGCGGGAAAGCAUCAAUGGACAAAACUCGGUGGCCAUUGUCAACUUGAACGAUAUCAGCAAUGUCAUGCGCCGGCCUAUCACGGCCGACUCGGCCAUCAUGAACCCAGUGCAGAAGAUUAUCGCGCUCAAGUCGGGGCGUCAGCUCCAGCUCUUCAACAUCGAGGCCAAGGCCAAGGUCAAGUCGCACGUCAUGAACGAGGAUGUCACCUUCUGGAAGUGGAUCUCAAACACUUCCCUCGGCGUCGUAACCGAAGGCUCCGUUUACCACUGGAGCAUGGAAGGCGAAGGAGUGCCGACUAAAGUGUUCGACAGGCAUGCCAGUCUCGCUGGAUCGCAGAUCAUCAACUACCGCGUGAGCCCAGACGAAAAGUGGAUGGUGCUCAUCGGUAUCUCAGGUAACACGACACCGGGAGCAUUCCGCGUCAAGGGAGCGAUGCAGCUAUACAGUAAGGACCGGGCCGUCUCCCAGCCGAUCGAGGGCCACGCUGCUGCCUUUGCAGACAUCAAGACGGAUGAUUCGCCCAACCCGUUCAAGCUGUUCACGUUUGCCGUCCGCACUGGCACCGGCGCCAAGCUGCACGUCGUCGAGAUCGACCACCAGGCGGGCCAGCCAGCCUUCACCAAAAAGGCUGUCGACGUCUUCUUCCCACCCGAGGCAGCGAACGACUUUCCCGUCGCUAUGCAGGUCAGCAAGCGCUACGGCAUCGUCUACCUCGUCACCAAAUACGGCUUCAUCCACCUUUACGACCUCGAGAGCGGUACAUGCAUCUACAUGAACCGCAUCUCCGGCGAGACCAUCUUCAUCACAGCCGAGCACGAGUCGACGAGCGGCAUCAUCGGUGUCAACAGGAAGGGACAGGUGCUCUCAGUCACUGCGGACGAGAACACGCUGAUCCCGUACAUCCUGACGACGCUCAACAAUACCGAGCUCGCGUUCAAGCUGGCGUCGCGCGGCAACCUGCCUGGUGCGGAUGAUUUGUACCUGCAACAGUUCCACUCGCUCUUCAGCUCUGGCCAGUACAACGAAGCAGCCAAGAUCGCUGCCAACUCACCGCGCGGCAUUCUACGCACGCCGACGACGAUAGAGCAGUUCAAGCAGGUCCCCAACCAGCCUGGCACACUCUCGCCCAUCCUGCAGUACUUUGGCAUCCUCCUUGAGAAGGGCACGCUCAACAAAUUCGAGUCGCUUGAGCUUGCACGUCCCGUGCUUGUGCAGGGCCGCAAGCACCUACUCGAAAAGUGGCUCAAAGAGAACAAGAUCGAGUGCAGCGAGGAGCUCGGCGAUAUUGUCCGUCAGCAUGACAUGAACCUGGCGCUAAGUGUCUAUCUGCGCGCUAACGUGCCCAACAAAGUCGUCGCCUGCUUUGCCGAGACGGGUCAAGUCGACAAGAUCAUUCUCUAUGCCAAAAAGGUCAGCUACACGCCUGACUACGCUGCGUUGUUGCAGCACAUUGUGCGCAUCAACCCGGAGAAAGGCGCCGAGUUCGCUAGCAGCCUUGUGCAGGAUGAGAGCGGGCCCCUGGUCGACAUUGAGCGUGUUGCCGACAUCUUUAUGGGUCAGAACAUGAUCCAGCAGGCCACAUCGUUCUUGCUUGAUGCACUUAAGGACAAUAAGCCCGAGCAGGCGCACUUGCAGACGCGUCUGCUCGAAAUGAACCUCGUCAAUGCACCCCAGGUCGCCGAUGCCAUCCUUGGAAACCAGAUGUUCACGCACUAUGACCGCCCGCGGAUUGCCAACCUUUGCGAGAAGGCGGGUCUGCUGCAGCGCGCGCUGGAACACUAUGAGGACAUUGCCGACAUCAAACGCGCUGUCGUGCACUCCAACCUGCUCAACGUUGAGUGGCUCGUCGAGUACUUUGGCCGUCUGACGGUCGAACAGAGCUUAGAUUGUCUCAAGGAGAUGCUCAAAGUCAACAUCCGCCAGAACCUCUCCGUCGUUGUGCAGAUCGCCACUAAGUACUCCGACCUGCUCGGACCCGUUCAGCUCAUCGAGAUGUUUGAGAACUUUAAGUCUUUCGAGGGUCUGUACUACUACCUUGGCUCCGUCGUCAAUUUGUCGACCGACCCCGAGGUGCAUUUCAAGUACAUUCAGGCUGCGACGCGCACCGGCCAGAUCCGCGAGGUGGAGCGAAUCUGCCGCGAGUCGAAUUACUACAACCCGGAGAAGGUCAAGAACUUCCUCAAGGAGGCCAAGCUGCAGGACCAGCUGCCGCUCAUCAUCGUCUGCGACCGCUUCGACUUUGUCCACGAUCUUGUGCUCUACCUCUACCAGAACAUGCUGAUCAACUUCAUCGAGGUAUAUGUUCAGCGCGUCAACUCGAGCCGCACGCCGCAGGUCAUCGGCGGCCUACUCGACGUUGACUGUGACGAAGGAGUCAUUAAGAACAUCCUAGGCUCCGUCACCGGCCCCAUCCCGGUCGACGAGCUGGUCGAGGAGGUGGAGAAACGCAACCGCCUUAAGCUGAUCCUCCCAUGGAUCCAGUCCAAGAUCGACGCCGGCCAGACGGACCAAGGUCUGUACAACGCCAUGGCCAAGGUCUACAUUGACAACAAUAAUAACCCGGAACAGUUCCUCAAGGAAAACACGCUCUACGAUCCCAAGGUUGUUGGAAAGUACUGCGAGAAGCGCGACCCUUACCUGGCUUACAUUGCCUACGCCAAGGGGUUCUGCGACGAGGAGCUCAUAAAGAUCACCGACGACAACGCAAUGUUCAAGCACCAGGCACGCUACCUCGUUCUGCGUCGCCAGCUCGCCCUUUGGGACCAAGUCCUCAGCUCGGAGAAUGUCAACCGCAGGCAGCUCGUUGACCAGGUCGUCUCCACCGCUGUGCCCGAGUCGACCAACCCGGAAGAUGUCUCUGUCACUGUCAAGGCAUUCAUGGCUGCCGAUCUGCCACAUGAGCUCAUCGAGCUCCUUGAGAAGAUCAUUCUGGAGCCAUCGGCGUUCAGUGACAACCGCAGUCUGCAGAACUUGCUCCUGCUCACCGCCGUAAGGACCGACAAGGGCAAGGUCAUGAACCUGAUCGACCGCCUCAACGGUUACGACGUCGAUGAGAUUGCCAAGAUUGCCAUCGACCACGGGCUUUAUGAGGAGGCGUACAAGAUCUUCCAGAAGGCGGACCGCCAGCUGGACGCCAUGAAUGUGCUGGUUGAACACAUCGUCUCGAUCGAUCGCGCGUUCCAGCACGCCAACAAGCUUGACAAGCCCGAGCUGUGGAGCCGCCUCGGUAAAGCCCAGUUGGAUGGUCUGCGUAUUAAGGAUGCCAUCGAUUCGUACGUCAAGGCGGAGGACCCUUCCAACUUCACCGAGGUCAUCGAGAUCGCAGAGCAUGCCGGUCGGGAAGAGGAGCUGAUCCGCUACCUCCAAAUGGCCCGCAAGAAGGCCAGGGAACCGCUGAUCGACACUGAGUACGCAUAUUGCUUGGCUAAGGCGAACCGCCUGUCGGACAUGGAGGAAUUCCUCAGCAUGACCAACGUCGCGGAUGUGCUUAGCGUUGGUGAAAAGUGCUUCAACGACGAGCUUUACGAGGCCUCCAAGAUCCUCUUCUCGAGUGUCUCAAACUAUGCACGUCUCGCCACGACCUUAGUCUUCCUUGGGGACUACCAGGGAGCCGUGGAGGCCGCUCGUAAGGCUGGCAACACGAGCGUCUGGAAACAGGUACAUGCUGCGUGCUUGAAGAAGGGAGAGUUCAAGUUGGCCCAGAUCGCCGGUCUGGCUGUUGUCGGCAGUGCAGAGGAGCUCCCAGCUCUCACGCGCGCCUACGAGCGCUUAGGCUACUUUGACGAGCUGCUCGAGCUGCUCCUGGCUGGCUUGGGUCUCGAGCGUGCAUCCAAGGCGCUAUUCACGCUCUGCGCCCAGUCGCUCGCCAAGUACAGGCCGACAAAGUUGAUGGAACAUCUCAAGAUGCACUGGUCGAGGACGAACCUGCCGCCCGUUGCGCGUAUGUGCGAGCAGUACGCUCUCUGGCCCGAAGCGGCAUACUGCCUGAUGAAGGAUUCCGAGCACGACGAGUGCGCCAUGAUGGCCAUGGACAGAACCGUCGUCUGGGAAGACUUGGGACACGACUCCUUCAAGGGUCUUGUCGGUAAGGUGUCCAAUGUUGAAAUCUUCUACCGGGCGAUUAACUUUUAUCUGCAACAACAUCCCCUACAGCUUAAUGACCUCCUUGUCUCUCUAUCUGGCACCAACCGUCUGGAUCAUGGCCGUGUCGUCCGGAUGCUACGAAAGUCAGACGCAUUCCCGCUCGCAUCUGGGUUCUUGCUCAGCAGCCUCAAGCUCGACGCGACCGAGGUCAACGAGGCAGUGUUCGACUUGCUGGUCGAGGAGGAGGACCACGCGCAGCUUCGUAGCUUGAUCGGGACGGUAAAUUCCUUUGGCGUUCUGGAGCUGGCACGAAGAUUGGAGAACAGCGAGCUGCUCGAGUUCCGCCGGAUCGCUGUCGUGCUGUACAACAAGCAGAAGCUGUGGUCGGAUAGUAUCGCGCUGAGCCAGCGGGAUCGAUUGAUCAAGGAUGCAAUCGCCACUGCAGCCGAGUCGAACAGCAAGGAGGUGGCCAAAUCGCUGUUCGAGUACGUUGUCUCUCUGGGAAAUUGGGAGGCGACAGCUGCGAUGCUGCUCGCAGCCGACUGGUUGCUGGACGAGGAUUACGUGAUGGAGUUGCGCUGGCGAAAAGGCAUCCCCAGCGAUUUCGUCCAGCCGUAUCUGAUCCAGAAGGCGGCGCAGCGCAACUCGCGGCUGGUGCAACUUGAGCAGCAGCUCAAGGAACUGGCGACGCGCACCCAGACCAAGCAGGAGGAAGAGGAUUCGGCACCGAUACUGGGACCAGGUGGCCUUGGUGGGCCGAGAUUGAUCACAGCAGCGCCGCAGUGAGUCUAGAAAAAAAAAGAUCAUCAUGGACGCACUGACAAUCGUUACUGGUUUCUUUUUGCUUUCGCGCUUUGCCGUUGCUAGAAUGAUGGGGCAACCAACGGGUAUGCAGAUGCCACAGGCUACUGGGAUGAACGGGUACCAAGCAGGAUUCGGGUAUUAAGUGGUGGCCUCUCCCAUCAUCGCUGUAUAUGACAAGUAUGAAGCAAUCAUAACAGGUUUAGAUCAUCCCGGACAAGGCACUUUCGUUGGAUUAGACAUUCAAUGAUAUAGCGAUGUUCGAUUUGCAGUGCAGGGUAAGAC